UUGGUGUACAGUGACGACAUGAUUCUAUCCGCCGUCCUGGCGUUCCUGGCGCCUUUCACCACGGAGUGUAUGAAUGGUCUUCGGGAGGGGGUCCCUGGCCCAAGGGAAACCACCAAAACAGAUGCGGAGGUUGACAUGGGAAUAUUAGGGUUCACCUUAUCAUCCCUCAUGACGCUGGCGAAACCUGUAUCUGCACAGAAUAGCCCCGCAUACUCGAAGAGGUGGAAGGCGGUAUCGGCGUCGGUUCAGAUGGCGGACAUUGUGGCACCGGAGACGUGGACUUCCAUCAUCUCCUUAGCCACACUGUUUCAAAAUAUCAUCGCUGUAAGGGAUGACCUCCGAGUGGAGAUCGUGGAUAAGGUUAUAUCGCUCGAGUACACGGCGAAAUAA
Parnassius apollo (apollo) is the source of this 390-nucleotide messenger RNA. NCBI's taxonomy places the organism in Eukaryota, Metazoa, Arthropoda, Insecta, Lepidoptera, Papilionidae. The record is from the annotation of a GenBank genome assembly.